AUGCACCCACUCGCAUUGCUCUCCGUGCGGAACCAGUUCGCAGGAUCCUUUGUCGUGAACAUCAUCUCGCUGUCGCACGGAUUUGCCCUCGGUUGGGUGUCACCUUCGCUGGAGUAUCUGCAGUCAAACGGGACGCAUCUCACCAGUGGACCGAUCACGGUCGAACAGACAUCCUGGCUCGGAUCAUCCAUUUCGCUCGGUGCCGUAUUCGGAGUUGUGCUGUACGGUUUCAUCGCCGAUCGAUUCGGUAAACGCACUGCCCUUCAGUUGACCUUGGUCCCACAUGUGGUAAGGCAUCCAAGCCUUCAAACAUUAGCCACCGUAACCAUCGUACCGGUUUUCAAGGGUUUCUGGCUGUGCAUCAUCUUCGCCCGUGACGUCAUGGUUCUGUGUGUGGGACGGCUGCUGUCGGGAGCGGCCGGUGGUGGUAUCCUGCGCAUCGUGCCCCUAUUCAUCGCGGACAUAGCGGAUUGUCGCAUCCGUGGCAUGCUUGGAUCGCUGUUACCCGUCUGCCUUAACCUUGGCACCGUGCUGGCGUUUGUGCUGGGUACCUUCGUGCACUUCAGCACAUUCCCGCUGGUGGCGCUAGCAUUGCCGGUUUUCUUCGGAUUCACCAUCUGCUUGAUACCGGAAACGCCACCUUGCUUGCUACGUGCGCUCCGGAACGAGCGCGCUGAACGGUCGCUUAUGUUUUAUCGCGGCAUUCAGGGACAUUUCGCGAAGUCGGAUCCUUUCCGGGAUGAGUUCCGGCAGCUGCAGGAUGUGAUCGAGCGUGAACGAACGGCACCGGAUGCUGGACUGACGUGGCAGGAUUUCGCCACACAACCCGCUCGCCGAGGACUCGCACUUGCGAUGUUUCUCGUCCUGCUGAACCAAUGCUGCGGAUCGCUCGUCCUCAUCACCUACGCUACCACCAUUUUCGACCUUGCCAGCCCACCCACCCCCACCCACUCACAGCCCGUCCUGCCCGCCUCGCUUGCCUCCAUCACCCUGGCCACGGUACAACUCCUCGGAACGUUCAUCUCACUGGCCCUCAUCGACCGGAUCGGUCGCCGUAUCCUGCUGAUCGUGUCCUGUCUCGGUGUCUCCCUUGGGUACCUCAUCCUGGCCGCUUACGUCCAGCUAGUGCUACCCCUUGGCCCACCCAGCCCCCUCGGACAGCUGCUACCCAUCGUGAGCCUCUCCUUCAGCAUCCUGCUCGCCUCAAUCGGACUGCUUAGCGUUCCGUACAUCGUCAUGGCCGAGGUGUUGCCUGCGAAGAUAAGGAACGUCGGCAGCUCGAUCUGCAUCACGAUUGUGGCGUUUUGUGCGUUCGUGUUGCUAAAGAUUUUUCCGAUCCUGCUGGACACUAUCGGGCUGCCGGGUACGAUGGGUGGGUUGGCGAUGAUAUGCCUAAUUGGAACGCCCGUAAUCGCGUACUUUCUGCCGGAAACUCAGGGAAAAUCCCUGCUGCCAAAUACCACCCUGGAAGGGCAACCGACCGCGUAAUCGAUGCUCGUGCAUAAUUUUUGGUGGAUUUGUAGGUUUGGGGGCACUCUGACA
Anopheles nili is the source of this 1542-nucleotide messenger RNA. Its product is annotated as facilitated trehalose transporter Tret1-like. Gene Ontology annotation, molecular function: transmembrane transporter activity. Lineage: Eukaryota; Metazoa; Arthropoda; Insecta; Diptera; Culicidae. The transcript has 5 exons. The coding region runs from base 1 to 1488 and encodes 495 amino acids. Gene Ontology annotation, biological process: transmembrane transport. The record is from RefSeq and is a predicted model, not a curated record. Gene Ontology annotation, cellular component: membrane.